Messenger RNA from Octodon degus (degu), 908 nucleotides. It is a transcript of the gene Card19, whose product is annotated as caspase recruitment domain family member 19. The transcript is spliced from 6 exons. The record is from RefSeq and is a predicted model, not a curated record. NCBI's taxonomy places the organism in Eukaryota, Metazoa, Chordata, Mammalia, Rodentia, Octodontidae. The coding region runs from base 171 to 722 and encodes 183 amino acids. Gene Ontology annotation, cellular component: mitochondrion.
GGCGACACCGUCGUAGCGGCCUGGCGGAGCCUAGCGGGAAGGGGCGGGGCCUAGCGGGAAGGGCGGGGCCUAGGGCCGACCCGCGGGCGGCGGUCACCGGAGUCGGUGGGCUGGCUGCAGGACGGAGAGGCUGACAGCGGUGACGGCGGGGCGGCGCCUUGCCUGCCGCCAUGACAGAUCAGACUUACUGUGACCGCCUGGUGCAGGACACACCAUUCCUGACAGGCAAGGGGCGCCUCAGCGAGCAGCAGGUGGACAGAAUCGUCCUUCAGCUGAACCGCUACUACCCACAGGUCCUCACCAACCAGGAGGCUGAAAAGUUCCGGAAUCCCAAGGCAUCACUGCGCGUGCGGCUCUGUGACCUCCUGAGCCACCUGCAGCAGAGUGGUGAGCGACACUGCCAGGAGUUCUACCGAGCCCUGUACAUCCAUGCCCAGCCGCUGCACAGCCACCUGCCCAGCCGCCACCCCCUGCAAAACUCAGAUUGUACAGAGCUCGACUGGGGCAGCGAGAGCCACGGGCUGAGUGACAGGGGAACCAUGAGCUUCUUGGCAGGCCUCGGCCUGGCCACUGGCCUUGCCCUGCUGCUCUACUGCUGCCCUCCAGACCCCAAGGUGCUGCCCGGGACCAGACGCAUCCUGGGCUUCUCAGCCAUCAUCGUUGAUAGGCACGUCAGCCGUUACCUCUUGGCCUUCCUAGCAGAUGAUCUCAGAGGGCUAUGAUGGAGCCACAUGCUGGGCCUUACUGACUGCACAACCAAAGAGCCGCCCCUCUCCCCGUCCGAUGCCCACUGCAGGGCCAGCACCACUUUUUCUAACUGUUUCCUUUUCAUUAUUUAUAAUUUCUCUGCAAGGCACAACACCUUCACCCUACAAGGUGCUUGAUGAUAAUAAAAGCUGAGUUCUUUU